AUGGCUGAUGCAGUGAAAGGUCUCCCAACGCUAACCGAGUCGCAAAUUAUAUCCCUUGGACACAAAGGUGGCUUCCCUCGUCUUAUCGACUCGGUAUGUGGGAUAUGUCUCAACACCUUCCUUGCCAUCCUCGCAGAACAAGAAAUGGCGGAAGCAAUGGACUCGCCGACCUAUGCAGUCGAAGAGCUUGGUGUUACGAGACUAUCUCAAGAAUGGCAGUGCGGGCACCUUUUCUGCCGCAAAGACAUCACGAAAUGGAUUCAAGAGGGGAAGAAGACUUGCCCUACCUGCCGCCGCCGAAUAGCGAAGCCCGGGACCGAUGAGGCAGAGACCGAAGCUCAGACCCCGGUUGAGCAGGUGCAAAACAUUAUUAACAGCUACCUGGAAAUGGCUACCAGACCCACCCCCGCGAGGCCAACCCGCAAUGAACGUGAACAUGAAUUUUCCGGGAUGUAUUCAUAG
Messenger RNA from Pleurotus ostreatus (oyster mushroom), 462 nucleotides. RefSeq lists its product as uncharacterized. The coding region runs from base 1 to 462 and encodes 153 amino acids. The transcript is spliced from 4 exons. NCBI's taxonomy places the organism in Eukaryota, Fungi, Basidiomycota, Agaricomycetes, Agaricales, Pleurotaceae. The record is from RefSeq and is a predicted model, not a curated record. Gene Ontology annotation, molecular function: metal ion binding.